Molecule: messenger RNA, 1684 nt
Organism: Triticum aestivum (bread wheat)
Lineage: Eukaryota; Viridiplantae; Streptophyta; Magnoliopsida; Poales; Poaceae
Product: NDR1/HIN1-like protein 10
Exons: 2
Coding region: 262-1164 (300 amino acids)
Biological process (GO): defense response to other organism
Cellular component (GO): plasma membrane
Source: RefSeq, a predicted model, not a curated record
GCGACGAUCUGACGUGCGGCGUGGAGAAUCGAAGUUGAUACGGUACCCCAUCCGAGAAAAAGGAGGAGAAAACACGGCGAAUUUGCAUUUACGCCAACCCACGACGCGCUGCCCUUCACCGCCGUUUCUACCGACCGACCCGAUCCUCCUGCUGCUCCUCCUGUCCUCCUCCUCCAGAUCCCAAAUCACCAUCGCCGCCUCCCUCCUCCCCUCCCCUCCCUCCCCAGCAAGCAAGCAAGCAAAACCCCCGCCGCCGCCGCCAUGCACCCGGCGUCCUCUUCCUCCUCAGCGGCGCACCCGCCGGACGGCGACCGCCCCAACGCCAAGGCCCCGCCGCCGCCCGGCCCGGCCAUGGGCUACCCCGCCAACGCCGGGCCCAACCCCGGCAACGCCAGCUCCGCCUACUACGCCGCCGCCCCGCCCCCCGUCGCCAACGGCAACGGCACGGCCGCCUUCGGCGUCGCCUACCCCUACCCGGCCCCGCCCCCGCACCACCACCACCACCACCCGCCCCCGCCCCCGCCCCCGCCCUACCACCACUACCACAACCACCACAACCCCUACCAGGCGGCCCCUCCGCCGCCGCCCACCUGCCUGCGCCGCCUCCUCGCGCUCGUCGUCGCCGCCUUCCUCCUCCUCGGCGCCGGCACCUUCAUCGUCUGGCUCCUCCUCCGCCCGCGCGCGCCCGCCUUCUCCCUCUCCGCUCUCACGCUCUCCCGCGUCGCCUACUCCCCGGCCAACUCCUCCCUCUCCGCCGCCUUCGACGCCUCGCUCCUCGCCGACAACCCCAACUCCAAGCUCACCAUCUCCUACUCCUCCCUCGUCGCCUACGUCGAUCUCGCCCCCUCCUCCCCCAUCGCCGUCACCUCCCUCGCGCCCUUCGCGCAGGGGCCCCGGAACACCACCACGCUCGCCUUCCGCCUCGACGUCGACGGGACCUACGUCGGGCCCGACGAGGCCGCGGCGCUCAAGAGCGGGAACGGGGGCACCAUGGAGGUCCAGGUGAGGCUCGCGGCCAUCGCCGUCUUCGAUAGAGGGGGCUGGCGCACCCGCCGGAGGGCCAUGAGGGUGCUGUGCGAUGGAGUGCCCGUCACAUUCCGUGGGAAGAACGCCACCGACGCAAAAUUUGAUGGCCCGGCACGCCGCUGCCAAGUCGUCUUGUGAAGGAUUGUUCACGGCUGUAACUACUCCAGAUGUUGAUCUAAGGGACCAUCUUCAAUAGGUACGAGAAGUUAGCUGAUCUUAUAAGACGCUGGCCAGACACUGAUUCAUGAGUAAUGGCUGGGUAACUUCAGUUUACCUGCGUGCCCAUAGAAUCCGUGACCAGGAAGAGUCUGAAAUGAUGCUUAAUUGAUAGUAUGUGACUUCUUCACCCAUCAUAUCAUAGGUUCAAGAUGGGUGGACAUUGAAUAUACCGAGUGUGCAUGUGGGAAAUGCUUGGCAAGAAUGAUUAUCCCUGGUUGUUAAUUUCCCCCAAGUGAGAACCUCAAUCAUGUAUGGAUCCUUAGGGGGGGCUACAUAUCAUACUCCCUCCGUCCCAAAAUAAGUGUCAACUUUGUACUAACUUUAGUACAAAGUUGAGUCACUUAUUUUGGGACGGAGGGAGUACUUUAAUGUACUUGCGCCUGAAACAGGCUCUAAUCACUUAUUGUGCUUAUAUUUGAAGUUCUGUAUGUUUAGGAUC